Linum trigynum is the source of this 5753-nucleotide messenger RNA. Lineage: Eukaryota; Viridiplantae; Streptophyta; Magnoliopsida; Malpighiales; Linaceae. The record is from the annotation of a GenBank genome assembly.
CAAGGACUAUUAGGGAGAAUACCUAAAAGUAAAUUAGGGCGAACUUGGAUCAAAGUGGAUAAUAUCGUACUAAUUGAGCUACCUGGUUUCAACAAGUAGUAUCAAAACCUAGUUCGCUUUCAUUUCGGGAGAGUGAACGUCAGUUUGGUAGAACCCUCUCAUCCGAUGACCUCGAGAUUUGAGAUAUGUCCUUGUUUGGCAGAUCGAGGAAGAUGUAAAUUUGUUUAGCGUAUCAAGUUGACAGUUGUGUCUGUUUGACGGAUCAAGGGAGGUCUGCGUCUUUCUGGUAGAUAAAAGGUGAUCUACAUAUGGUCUGACAGAUCAAGAUAAUCGCUGAGGCAUGGAGGAUUGUUAUAGGAUAGUUCAAGUACAUCAUCAAAAAUAAAAGAGAAGAUAUCCUUGUAUAUUAGUGUCCACUGAACCUAAUUAGUGGUAGGAGACCUUUUAGGGAGGAUAUCCAAAGUAAAUCCGUGCGGGUUGGCCCAAAGCAAAAUUAGCUACCUGGUUUCAACAAGUGGUAUCAAAAUUGGUUCCAUUUCGAUUUGGGAUGAUGGACGUCAGUUUGGUGAAUCCUCAUUCAAUGACCUCAGGAUUUGAGAUCUUCAUAUGUUUAGCAUAUCAAAGGAGAUAUGCGUCAGUCUGGAAUAUCAACCGAGAUAUGCAUCUAGUAAAUCCUUCUGUCGAAGAGCAUGUUGGUACAAGGUAUCUGACAUAUCAAGAUAAUCGAUGAGGGAAGGAUACAAAGUUCGUUGUCCUUCUCUUGAGGGGAGGAUCGAUAUGGUACAAUCCAAGUAUCACAUUGGAAAUGCAAGGGAACACCCCCUUUGUAUAUUAGUGUUCACCUACCCCCUUGAAUUGUCUAAUCUCGUUUCCACAUGCUUAAUCGCAACUAAACGGACUAAAUGUAUACAAAAUUACACUCUCUUGAACCCUGUUAAAUACACUACAUUUCGUCAUAUCUACUUUUAUCACUUCCAAAAUUUUCUCCCCUUCUUAUCACAAAAAAAUAAUUCAUCAUCUUCCCAUCAAAUAAAAAAAACUUUCUCUUAUUUCCACACUCUUCCUUUUUUGUGUUUUUUUUCCUUUGAUGACGUCAUAUUUUAUUAUACAAAAUAUGUUCAAAUUUUUAAUCUUAAUUAACUAUUACCACUAUAUAAAAAUAACGAACAAAUGAUUUAAAUAAAAUAAUAAAAUACACACUACACUAGAUUGAAACAAAACGAUAAACUUGGAGACUUUGAUAUGUUGGUUUUCCCAUUAAAGCAAAAUGUCAUUAGUUGGAGACAUAAUAUCAUAAUAAUAAACCCCAAAACAAUUUGGUUUGGUAGUUUAACGCCAACCAUUCAAAUCAUUAAUCAUCUAUAAAAGAUUCUCCGCUUUAUACCAUUUUUUUUUUUAUUUUGAUAAAAUUCAGAGUUUUUCUUCUUCUUCGUAUAAAUAAACUUCCAAGUUGAAGAAGAUGGACGAGAAAAACAAAAUGAAUACGCCACUUUGGCGGGAAAACAACAAAUUAGCAGAGGCGGACAUUUCCUUACAAAAAUAUCACGACGUUUUUCUCCAAAAUAAUAUCUCGUCCUCCCCCUUACGUGGCGACCACCCAUUGGCUACGAGAUGAUAAGAAACGAGCGUCACAAAUUCAUCCCACUUUCCGAUUAUAUGUAAACCCGAUUCCUCGUCACCGCCUCAAACAACCAUAUCCUCCCGCAAAGCGAGCAAGUAAAAAAAAAAAAAAAAAAUUCCGAUUCGCGAGAGAGAACCAUCCGAAUUCUCUUGAAAGAAUGGCAGCCAUGGCAGCAGUAGGUCUCAGCACCAUCUCAACCGCCCCAGCGAGCUGGAAGGCGAUGGCGGAAUCCCCUAGGUCCCAGCCGCAGGCGCUCCUGUCGAUGAAGCAGCAUCUGGCGGUGGGGGCGGCGACGAUGAAGAAGGGAGGAAGAUUGGGAGGGUUCCGGCCGGUGAUGGCGGCGCCGGAUCAGAUCCAGAGCCAGGUGGAGGAGAGCAUCAAGGGGGCGGAGGAGACGUGCGCGGAGGAUCCGGCGAGCGGGGAGUGCGUGGCGGCGUGGGACGAGGUGGAGGAGCUGAGCGCCGCCGCGAGCCACGCCCGGGACAAGGCGAAGUCGUCCGACCCGCUCGAGGCCUACUGCAAGGAAAACCCGGAGACCGACGAGUGCCGCACCUACGACAAUUAACCCAACUCUGUGUGCUUUGUAUGGAAGGGAAAGGGUUGCUCUUGUUGUUAAUCUGAGAAUACAGAAUACUCUUUUUAAGUACUGUGAUAAAACAGCAUCAGAUGUUUAAAAUUAGGGAUGUGGGGAUUCAGUAUAUUGGGUUGUUGAAAUAUUUGAAGUGUGGUUCCCGCUCUGUGAUGAUUAAUUAAUUGAUAUAUGUUGUUGGUGAUGAUGAUGAACUUGUUGUAGCUGAUGAUGGUUGCUGAUAUACAUAUUUCUUGAAUAGGGUGUUUGAUAUACUGUGUUCAGUUUUUGAUGGUCUUUCAUUUGUGUUGGAUAUUUCGCCAUUGGAAGAUGUAUAGGGUGUUUCAGAUUAGUCUUUCUAUGUUGCUCUGGCUUGUCUUGUGGGGUUUGUGACAUAGCUAAUAGCUAUUGCUUUAUCUUGGUUUCAAGGAUAUGCUUGUUCUAGAUUCGGUUUUAUCUUUGUUUGGCGAACUAGUCUUUUAUAUCUUAGCCUCUUAGGGGUCGUUUGGAUCAAAGUUUUUUAUAAUGAGGGAUUUGAAGUCCAAAUCUCCGGUUUUGGAGGUGGGAUGUAGCCCAAUUAUGUGUUUGGUAAUGGAUCAAAGAUUUAGGUCUAGUUUGCUUCAUGGAAUUGAUCAUGGAUUUGAUAUUCAUGGAAUUGAUCAUGGAUUUGAUACGUAAAAACCAAGCAUCAUGGACUUUGUACACAAUCCGUCCUUUGCUUGAUGGAUUUAGGAGGAAUAAAUUCGUAGGGCCCACGGACUUGAGAAUUCCACCCCAAGAGAUGAGAUUUGUGUUGGGGCCGUACAAAGUCCAUGAUGACUUUUUACAAUUUUAACCCUACUUAUUUCACUAAUAAUCUACUCAUUCUCUUUCAUUUACUAAUUACCAACUUGAAGUGCAUAUAUCCAUGGUUUUGUAAAACUCAGGUUUUAACCAAAACCUUCAUUUUUCAAAUCCAUGAAGCCAACGAGCCCUUAAUCCAAUCUAGCCCAAUUACACCAUUGAUGAAGAGGGUUUGGAGAAACGUCAUUGAUGAAGCUCAAGCUUUGUGGAGGAAGGGAAUUGGGAGAUGAGGGUGGAGGAGAGAGAUGGAGGGUUUGCUUUUGUUAAGUGGGUCGGGUUGGGUUCAUGGGUUGGGUUGGGGGUAUGACGUGAUGGGUUUAGUGACGUGGCGGGUCGGGUUUGACCAUUUAUGGCCCAAAACGACGCUGAUUAGGCUUUCUCGUUAGUCACAUCAGCACAUAACGGAGUCUUUUAACGGAGUUGGACAUAGACUAACGGAGAGCGACUAAAUGUGACCAGUUUCUGUAAUUCGAGUGACCAUAAUUGAUAUUAAUCUCUCAUCCAAAUGACCCCUCAGAUUUUCUUUUGUGUCAAAAAGCAUCCUCGUCUAUCUUAUACGUAUACUCAUUUACAGAUAUAUCAAAUAUAACAUUUAUGAACUAUUUUACCUUGAGAGUCUUUUUGUUAAACACUCUAUACGCCUCAUCAAUAAGUAUCUAGAGAACACAUAAGAUUUUCAAGAUGAUCUUUUGUGUUUAAUGCAAAACAUUUACUACCAAAGGGAUGUAAAUAACUUCGAUUAAUUUUUUUUUUCCUUUCCAAGUGUCAUAUGAAGUUUGCUUGAUACCAAAUUUAAUUAUGACUCAAAUUAGUAAUGUAACAUGCAAUAUCUGUGACUUCUUCCGAAAAGUGUUUUGGUAAGCUAUAAUCAUGUGACAUUGCUUGAGCUAUGGAUCCAACUCUAUACGGAGCCGAGCUCGCAUGAUGUAAGGCUCAAUUUUUUCCUUUUCACAACUCCAUCUUGAUGCGAAGUUCUUAAAGUAGAAAAUUUAUGAGUUAUACCGAAUUCAUUGCAAGAACAUUCAAAUUUCUCAUACGAAUAACUCAUCCAAACGACCUCUGAAGUCAAUUGUUGCAGCAAUUAUUGCAGGUCGGGGAUCUCCUGUCACCGCCGGUUUGGUGAUGAAGCGAUUUUUUAAUAAUUAUGGUGGUAUUAGCUCAUUGUAGGCUGUUAGUUCCAUUUUUGUUUGCUAGUCCUUACCAGAAUGGUAAAGUUAGCAUUUUUGUGUUAUUUUUUGGGUUAAUAUGCUAUGUUUUGACCUUGUUAUUUGUGUUUUGUAGUUUUGUUUGAUCGUUUCAACCACCAUAGCCAACUUAUUAUUUUUAGGAUACUCUAAUCUAUGAUGAGACGUCAACAACUUUUGAAUGGUUGUUCAACGCAUUUUUUGUGCAUGCAUGAGAAGUAAGAGAUCUACAUCCAUGUUUAGUGACCAAGUUGUGGUUGUUGGCGUAAUGUGAGAACUUUUCAAUUAUUUCCAUGAGUUCUCACAUGGCAUAUGACACAUAUUGCAACUACAAUUCUAGGUUUUCUUGUGUGAUUGGACUUUUUAUUGUGAGCUUAGGUAUUUGAUGACGAUGCUGAUUUUGAAUACAAUUGAAAGAAGAUGAUGGAAAACUACUUUCCUGGAAAGUGGCUCCAUGAGGCAUAGUUGGUUAGAGGGUAUCCACAAUGUUAGGCAGAAGCAAUCAUUGGCGUGGGUGAAAAAUCCGUUUGGUGCGAGUACGACGAGCAUGUAGUUAAACAAGUCUUACAACAACAACAUUAGACAUUUAUAGUCAAAUUUUAGCAUUAGCGGGUUCUUCAAGUAUUUUGAGAGAAUGAUGGACAACGAGAGAGCUGAAAAUGAGAUAUAAGUGUUUUAUGCAUGCAACAGGUUUUCUGGCUCUCGUUUCUUGUGUAGUGACUUGGUUAAGCAAUUUCCUAACAUGUAUACGUCGAAAUUAUUGGAGUAUUUUCAGAGCAGUACAUGUAAUCUCCUGUCUAUAAUAUUGUUCCUAAUACUUAGUCGGUAUAUGAAGGCAAUGUAAGAACUUUUUAUGCGUUCAAACUGGAACAGAACAUUCAAGAUUGGGUUGCAGUCCAUCAAUAGGGCUGGGAAACAAUGUGGUUGCAAUUAAUCGCAUCAAAAUUGGCGAUUAACUGCAAUAGAAGCAAAGCCAUAUUCGCCAACUGCAACUGCACUGAAAACGGUUAGCGGUUAACCGCAACAGCUGGUUUAUGUUAUACGAGCCCUGUCGAAUUGCUACUUGUGUGCACGAUGGUGUGUUUGAGAGCUCAAGUACUCAUUCACUUUGGACUUUAUGUCAUUCACUCACAAUCUUAAUUAAUUCUGAUUAAAGAGGCUAUUGCAUGUUGUGAAGGCCUAUUUGAAUUAUUAAUUGAUGUUAGUAAAUCGGUUACCCCUUAUUCAAUUGCGGUUAAACUACAAACUGAAAACAUAGCAUUUUGCUAAGCACGACGUCGACAGCGUAAGAGCCUUCAUAUUCGGUUUGCAGUUUGGGUGCAGUUGGCAGUGUAACCGCGAAACAGCAACCAUUUUCCCACCCCUAGGCAUUCAUGAUUGAUUGGUAAUGGGUAUUCCUACAUGUAGAUUAAUAGAUUUUGUAGGAUUAGAUGUUUUGAAUUCACAUAAUUGUAUCUUUGUUAACUCCAUGGUUAUUAGACCCGUUUAGAAGCUAAAAACCAAAAAUUUACAUGUUUAAUGAACUUUAUUGUACAAA